GCCCAUCAUGGCUGCGUGCGCCGGGCCCCUCGACCCCCGACUCCUCACCCUCCUCCUCCUCCUCUUCCUGCUGCUGAGCGGCUGCGGGGCCAACCUGCCCCCGGAGCCACCGCCACCACCGAGCCCCGAGCCCGAGCCCCAGCCCCUGCCCGAGUCGGCUCUGCAGAAGCCCACCGUGCUCCUGGCCAUCAUCGCCCGCAACGCGGCGCACACACUGCCUCACUUCCUCGGCUGCAUCGAGAGGCUGCACUACCCCAAGAACAGGAUCGCCCUCUGGGUGGCCACUGACCACAAUGUUGAUAACACCACAGCAAUCCUCAGAGAGUGGCUGAAGAAUGUGCAGAACCUUUACCAUGAUGUGGAGUGGAGGCCAGUGGAAGACCCCCACUCUUACCCAGAAGAAAUGGGGCCAAAACAUUGGCCAAGCUCCAGAUUCACUCAUGUGAUGAAACUCCGACAGGCUGCCCUGCGUGCUGCACGAGAAAAGUGGUCAGACUACAUCCUGUUUAUUGAUGCAGAUAAUUUACUGACCAACCCUCAAACCUUGAACCUGAUGAUAGCAGAAAACAAGACGUUGGUGGCACCAAUGCUUGAAUCUCGCUCCCUCUACUCUAACUUCUGGGGUGGCAUCACGCCACAGGGCUAUUACAAAAGAACCCUGGAUUAUCCCCUGAUACGGGAAUGGAAGAGGACAGGCUGUUUUGCUGUCCCAAUGAUUCAUUCCACAUUCCUCAUUGACUUGAGGAAAGAGGCCUGCACCAAGCUGAUGUUCUACCCCCCCCACCAGGACUACACCUGGAGCUUUGAUGAUAUCAUGGUCUUUGCCUUCUCCAGUCGCCAAGCAGGAAUACAGAUGUUCAUCUGCAACCGUGAACACUAUGGUUUCCUUCCCAUGCCCCUGAAAUCACAGCAGACACUGCAAGAAGAAACUGAGAACUUUGUGCACACGCUAAUCGAGGCUAUGAUUGAUCGUCCUCCCAUUGAACCCUCUCAGUAUGUCUCUGUUCCUCCAAAGCACCCUGACAAGAUGGGAUUUGAUGAAAUUUUCAUGAUCAAUCUGAAGCGUCGAAAAGACAGGCGGGAUCGGAUGCUGCGGACCCUCUAUGAGCAGGAGAUUGCAGUCAAGAUAGUGGAGGCUGUGGAUGGAAAAGCACUUAAUGCAAGUCAGCUCAAAGCUCUCAGCAUCGAUAUGCUCCCGGGAUACCGGGACCCAUACUCUUCCAGGCCACUAACCAGAGGAGAGAUUGGCUGCUUCCUUAGUCACUAUUACAUCUGGAAGGAGGUGGUGAACAGAGAACUGGGGAAGACGCUUGUUAUUGAGGAUGAUGUGCGCUUUGAACACCAGUUUAAGAGGAAGCUCAUGAAGCUGAUGGGUGACGUUCAACAAGCGCAGCUAGACUGGGAGCUUAUCUACAUUGGCCGGAAAAGGAUGCGGGUGCAAGAGCCUGAGAAAGCCGUUCCCAAUGUCAGUAAUUUGGUGGAAGCUGAUUACUCGUAUUGGACCCUGGGGUACGCAAUCUCUUUCCAAGGGGCUCAGAAACUCAUUGGAGCUGAGCCUUUCAGCAAGAUGCUGCCUGUAGAUGAAUUUCUGCCGGUUAUGUACAACAAGCACCCUGUAGCAAAGUACAUGGAGUACUAUGAGUCCAGAGACUUGAAAGCCUUUUCAGCAGAACCCCUUCUUGUUUACCCUACGCACUACACCGGGCAGCCAGGCUACCUCAGUGACACAGAGACCUCUACAAUCUGGGACAAUGAGACUGUGUCAACGGACUGGGACAGAGGACACUCCUGGAAAGCCCGUCAGCAGGGCAAGAUCCACAGCGAUGCCCAGAGCAAGGAUGCUCUGCCUUCCCAGUCACCUCUCAACGUGCCGUCCUCCAGGGAUGAGCUAUGACUGCCCGCUUCCCCUGGGACUCCGUUGACAGCUGAACCUGCCUCACACUUUAGCUUUUCACCCUUGAAAGUUGUAGAGCAGCUCUUCACGUGGCCUCCUUCCCACUGCUUUGAAUAGCAAAGCACAGAGGUUGGACCUGCCAACCUUCUGAGCCGCGUAGGACUGGGUGGCAGAUGAAGGAGGAGGAAAAGCAAGUGUUCCAGAGUGGCAGAAAAAAGGCAGAGAUCUGAACAAAAGCCCUCACAAGCUUUUGUAAAAAUCCCCAGCCUUGAACGAUGUCUUUCUAUAGUUCUUCAAGCAGAACACUGUAUUUAUAAAGAUUAAUAUAUAGAGGUGUACAAGUGUUAAUACCUUUCUGGGUAGCUGUAACUGGGCUGCUGUGUAACUAUAACUUCUUGUAGGUUUGCAGGCUUUUAUAGCCCUGUGCACUGAGAGAAGCUGCAGGCAAGUAUUUGGGUUAUUUGGGUUUGGUUUUGGUUUUGAAACUGAUCCCUGUCAGAAUCCAGAUGGUUUCCAGAAACGUUGAGUGCUCUGGAGCAGCGCUCCUCUGUAGCCUCUGCUCCCUCAUCGCAUCUCAAAAGAAAGCUGUUGCUAGCUUCCCCUCUGCAGACUUCAAAACUUGCUAGAUCCCAUCGAAACAGGCCUCCCAGCCCAGAACUGAUGUCUUGGUGUGUCUGAAAUCUUGGAAGCUGGAUGGGAAAGUAGAGGGUUUACCUCUGCACUGCCUGAAGGGAGCACAGGUGGAUCUAGGCGGUGUCAUGUCCUGCUUCCUUCCCCAUCUCAAUUUAUUUCUUCAGGAAAACAAAGCCUGGAAAACAACCUACUUGCAGACGUGUUUAAUUAGGCCGUAAAGCCAAGCGCAGGACUUCUAGGAUCUAAACAGUUUGUUUACGAACUGCUUGCACUAUCCUGAUAAAAACAAAACAACCUGCAGAAGUGUUUGCAUUGUCAACCGUACUGUUCUCAACAGCUGUGAUAGAAUUGUGCACUGCAGCUCUAUUAGGCACAGAGCUCAAGCUACAGACUGCUGUUGCAGCGUCUGGGUUGGUUGGGUUGGCUGGGUUUUGGUGGUAAUGGUGGUGGUGUUUGUUUUUUUUUAUGUUUUUAAUAAUUAGUGAUCAGUGUUGUGCUUUCUGCUAAAGAAGACGUGUUAUUACCUGUCAGCCGGUCUGAUAAUACAUAGAACCUGGUGCAA
Molecule: messenger RNA, 3089 nt
Organism: Neopsephotus bourkii (Bourke's parrot)
Lineage: Eukaryota; Metazoa; Chordata; Aves; Psittaciformes; Psittacidae
Gene: COLGALT2
Product: collagen beta(1-O)galactosyltransferase 2
Exons: 12
Coding region: 8-1894 (628 amino acids)
Molecular function (GO): procollagen galactosyltransferase activity
Source: RefSeq, a predicted model, not a curated record